Molecule: messenger RNA, 909 nt
Organism: Acomys russatus (golden spiny mouse)
Lineage: Eukaryota; Metazoa; Chordata; Mammalia; Rodentia; Muridae
Gene: Cfd
Product: complement factor D
Exons: 6
Coding region: 1-909 (302 amino acids)
Biological process (GO): proteolysis
Molecular function (GO): serine-type endopeptidase activity
Source: RefSeq, a predicted model, not a curated record
AUGAAGGGUCAGCAGGUAAAGGGGCUUGCGGCCAAGCCUGAAGACACUAGUUUGAUCCCCGGGAUCCAUUUGGUGAAGAAAAAAAUGAUCGCUGCAAGUUGUCUUCUGACUGUGGCAGGCGCAGCCCACCUAAUCCUUACAAUCUACCCGCCUUCCUCAGCAGGGCAGCCCCGAGGCCGGAUCCUGGGUGGCCGGGAGGCCCCAGCCCAUUCUCGGCCCUACAUGGCUUCGGUACAAGUGAACGGCACACACGUGUGCGGUGGCACGCUGCUGAACGAGCAGUGGGUGCUGAGCGCUGCACACUGCAUGGAUGGAGUGAUGGAGAACGAGACUGUGCAGGUCCUCCUGGGUGCCCACUCCCUGUCGAAGCCUGAACCCUCCAAGCGGCUAUAUGAUGUGCAAAGAGCAGUGCCUCACCCAGGCAGCCGGCCCGACAGCAUUGAGGACGACCUCCUUCUCUUGAAGCUGUCCCAGAACGUCUCGCUGGGCCCCUACGUGCAGCCUCUACCCUUGCAAAGCAACGACACAGAGGUGGAAGCCGGCACGCUCUGCGAAGUGGCUGGCUGGGGCGUGGUCAGCCACGCGGGGCGCAGGCCGGAUGCCCUGCAGGUUCUCAGAGUGCCAAUCAUGGACCGGAACACCUGCAAUCGGCGCGUGCACCACGACGGGGCCAUCACCCAGAACAUGAUGUGUGCCGAAAGCAACCGCAAGGACAGUUGCAGGGGAGACUCCGGCGGCUCUCUGGUGUGCGCCGACGUGGUGGAGGGUAUAGUCACGUGGGGUUCUCGAGUCUGUGGCAACCGUAUGAAGCCAGGAGUCUAUACUCGCGUGGCAAACUACGUAGACUGGAUCGAAAACACCGUUCAAGACUUUGGUGGCGAGCCGGGCGUGGCUGGGGGAGAGGAGUAG